UAUUAUCAAAUGAUUAGCCUUUGUUGCAGCACUCCAUUCUUUCGCACCGAAAGUAGGCGGCACAUAGCGAGAGACAGACGCGGAGAAGAUGUGGAGUGAACCCAGUCUCCUCCGGGGCUCGCGGAUACGACCGAGGAGGCAGCCCGUGUGAUGCCGCCGCUGCUGCAACACCUCUGGGGGCGAUGCAGGAGACGCGGUGCAGCAGGCACUAGAGAAAGGGAGGCGGUGUAGCCUAUAGGAGGAGAAGACCAGACCGACUACUACAACAACGCCAGAUGGGGAGCCGCUGACUGAGAGAGAAAGCGAGAGAGAGAGAGAGAGAGAGAGAGAGAGAGAGAGAGAGAGAGAGAGCAGAAACAGCGCAUGGUGGAGAAGAAGAAAGCGGGGAGACAGCCGACAAGCAGGGGAUUAGGUGAUUGAACCCGUGAUCGCUCAGUUUCAACACCUCCGACAGAGACCCCCAGCCUCCAGUCGCUGUUUGGGGGGAGAGAGAAAGCCACAAAAAAUAUUAUAGUGGUGAUGGAUCGGCAUUCAGCUCUGAACAACAAAGUGAGCAGAAUGUCAGUCAUGGCGAGGCUCGUCCUUUCCCUCCUGCUCCUGUUUGGAUGCCAAAAUAGUCGCUGCCUGUCCUCCACGGAGGCCCAGAAGGAGGCGGCGGCCAACGACAACAGCACCGUUUUCACCAGGAUCCUGGAUGGGCUCCUGGACGGCUAUGACAACAGGCUCCGGCCGGGGCUUGGAGAGAACGUCACAGAGAUCAAGACGAAUAUUUUCGUCACCAGCUUCGGCCCAGUGUCGGACACGGAGAUGGAAUACACCAUAGACGUCUUCUUCCGUCAGAGCUGGAAGGACGAGCGUCUGUGCUUCAAAGGGCCGAUGGAGAUGCUGCCGCUGAACAACCUGCUGGCCAGCAACAUCUGGACCCCCGACACCUUCUUCCUCAACGGCAAGAAGUCCAUCGCUCACAACAUGACAACGCCCAACAAGCUGCUGAGGCUGAAGGACGACGGCACUUUGCUCUACACCAUGAGACUGACCAUAUCGGCGGAGUGCCCCAUGCAGCUGGAGGACUUCCCCAUGGAUGCACACGCCUGCCCUCUCAAGUUUGGCAGCUAUGCCUAUCCGGUGUCAGAGGUGGUCUACACGUGGACUCAGGGAGCCGCUAAGUCCGUGGUGGUGGCAGAGGACGGCUCCAGACUCAACCAGUACCACCUCAUUGGGCAAAACGCCGGCACAGAGGACAUACACACAAGCAGAGGGCAGUACACAGUGAUGAUGGCCCACUUCUACCUGAAGAGGAAGAUUGGAUAUUUUGUCAUCCAGACGUAUAUGCCCUGCUUCAUGACCGUAAUCCUGUCCCAGGUGUCAUUUUGGCUCAACCGAGAAUCGGUUCCCGCCAGGACCGUCUUUGGGGUGACCACUGUGCUGACCAUGACCACCCUCAGCAUCAGCGCCCGGAACUCGCUCCCUAAAGUGGCCUACGCCACGGCCAUGGACUGGUUCAUCGCCGUCUGCUACGCCUUCGUCUUCUCCGCCCUCAUCGAGUUUGCCACGGUGAACUACUUCACCAAGAGGAGCUGGGCCUGGGACGGAAAGAAGGCUCUGGAGGCGCAGCACCCGAAGAAGCGAGACCCCAUGGUGCUGUCCAAGAAGCCCAACAACGUCUGCUCGGCGGGCGUCAACUACACCCCCAACCUCACCAAGGACGUGUCCAUCUCCACCAUCUCCAACACGACGUCGGUGCAGCUCCGGGCCUCCGAGACCAAGAUGAUGGACCCGAAGAAGACCUACAACAGCGUCAGCAAGAUCGACAAGAUGUCGCGAAUAGUGUUCCCCGUGCUGUUCGGAACCUUCAACCUCGUCUACUGGGCCACGUACCUGAACAGAGAACCGGUGGUGAAAGGUGUGACCUCAACGUAAUCUCUCUUUUUGUUUUGUUUUGUUUUUCUGAGACAGCGAGUUUGUGUAAGGGAUUAAGUUUGAGCCUAAUGUGUGAGACUAAAAGGACAAGGAGUUGUUGAAAAAAUUAAAUAAAACACAAAUAUCUGCGCUUGAAGAACAAAAACAAACUAUACUCAACUAUCUAAUUCAAGCACUUUGAAUGGAUGCAAGGCUGCAACCGAUCCCUUUUCCUGUUUUUCAUGGCCAAAAAAAAACUGCUCGAUCACAAACGAAGCUGCUCCCGAGACUAUGUCGACGAGAGUGCGGCUGUUUUUGCUUUUUUCUCAUCUGUCCUGCUGCAGUUUGCAUGACGCUGUCCUCAAAAGGAAACCACGGACUCCUCUUUGUCUUGAAUACCGGCCAUGUACAUGUCAACCACUGCUUAAAGGGUGGGAGCGCGCUUCAUUGCUACUACUUGAGGUUUUAAAUUAAACAAACGUAGGCAUUUUUGAUCGAUUUUUUGCCUAAAUUUAUUUAUUGCCUAAUAAAUAUUCUUAUCUCGGAGGCUCGUGCUAUUGAGACAGCUUUCAAUAUAGAAUGAAUAGAAGUUGAUUUAGAAAAAUGUACUUAAUUCCACACUGUGUGGAAGAAACAUCUCUUGAGAAUAAUGCUGCAAGCGCAUUAAUUAUUAAGUUUUAUGUCUCUUUAAAAAAAAUGAAAAAACGUUGCCAUUUUUUCUUCCUAUUGCAGCGGGUGUUUGUGUGUCUCUUUGUACGUAUUUACUUGAAGAUUUUAAAGCCUUCGGUUACGAAAAAAGAUUGAGUGCUACCUGAAGGUGAAGAAGAAAAAAAAAUGUAUUCGGAAAAUUAUUAUCGCAGGUUUUUUUUUUUUUUUUUAAAUGAAGAGACAAUUCUUCAUUCAUAAAAAAAAUCUAAAAGUCUUCAUUUACUUCUUUGGCCCACUUCCACUGGGCGACUGGUCAGCUGUGGGCGGUGUGUUCAGGACAAAUUUAGGAUUGGAUAUAUGUGCUUCGACUGAAUUUUGAGCCCCGGGUCACUCAGCUAGAAAACUAAUAUUCACAGUUGAGAGACCAGCGCUCCAAACGCAGAGUGUGUCACAUACAUAUCAGCGGAGGGAGAGUUUGGGGACUGUCAUUCAGGCUGCAAGCACCCGCCCUGCUUAUACUCGGGUCUUUACAACUUAAGUGGGGCUGAUUUUCUAUGAAUUCUGGCUCAAUUAAAAGUAUUUUCGAACUGAAAAACACAACUGAUCAAUCUCCGUCCACUACGAGUCAGCAAAAAUAGACAAAUACAAUCCCCAAGAGAGAGAGAGAGAGGAGAACACGAGUCAGCAAAAUUACAGUAAAGGCCUGUGGAACAUGUGAAGCUAUGUAAAGCUAGUUGGUGAACGUUGGUUCUGAAAAUAUUCGGGUCUCAUAAGGGAAUUGUGUAAAUAAACUUUUAAUUUCCCGACUUUUGCUUUGACACAAAAAAAAGAAAAGACAACGUUGAGACUCCCGUGUUUGAGUUUUACGCCCUUUGGACAAAAAGAAACGCCAAAGUCUAAUGUUGACUUUCGAUUGUUUGCACCUGAUAUCUUUUCCUCAAUGUUUGCGUGCACACAUUGCUUGUAGAGGAGCUUACAUCUGGCUUUUGAUCUUUUGAAUCUCGUCUUUUUUUCCCCUCGUCUCUUUCUACUCUGACUUAAUUCAACUGGAAGCAAUGAGCACACAUUUUGGCUGGAGCCCACCAUAGUGUGGACUCGUUGGACUAUGGUGAGACAUACUCAGGAACAAAAAGGACCCACGCUCACAGCAGAAGAGUGGCCUCAGAGUCACUGUUUCUUUGAUCUCAUAUGUGUUGAACAGCGCAGUUAAGAGCAUCGUCAAUGAAACAGUGCUUUGUGAAACCGGGACCUACGGUAAAUGUCGUCAUGAUAUCGGCUUCAAAUCAAUCAUUUCUAAUGUUUGGGCCAUCGUUUCCUGUAGUGUUUUCUUUGUAGUGCUGGUUUGGAUUGAUGUUGAAUCUGCAUUUCGAUGUGAACCUACGGUGUCUGUAACCGUGAAUCUACGGUGUCUGGUGGGCGUCCACCAGCAGAGCUGCUGUACAUUUCAGUGCUUGUCGAGGCGCAGCAGCACAGGAGGUCCAUACAUCUGUCUGCGAAGGGGGUCGCCAUGGCAGCAAGUCCAGAUGAACAGACCAGACAAGAUCCUUUUCCCUCCGGUAAAGACCUCCGCCCUCUGUAUCUCUGCUGCGUUGUACGCAUUAUCCAGAAACACAUGCUGACUUUCCUUUUGUUUCUGAUUCCUGCAGCAGUUUGGGGUCAUUUGUUUGUUUCGUCGGAGCUGUGAUGCGCCAGCGCGGCUUGAUUUCAGCUGACUAAAGCCUUAUUAUGAGUUAUAUUGCCAAAGGAAAUGAAACUGUAACUAGCAUUUUGGUCCCUAAUCAUGUAAGUGUAUUUCGCCUCCAUUAUUUUCUCUGUGGAUGGCGAUGUCGGCCCAUCUGUCCUCCGCUAGAACAUUCCCAUCAGCCUUAGCUGGGGGGACGGGGGGCGGGGGGGGGCGAUCUCUGUUCCCAGGGUUCUAUGUUCCCCAGCUCAAUAUCCUCUUAGUAUGGCUCAUUAGGUCAGAUGUUCAAUGUAUGUUUCCCUGGUUAAAUAUGAUGACAUCACCCACCUACAGCUGAAAACCUUCUGUUGUACACCUCCAAACCUACACCUUCAAAUGUGUAGUUUACACAUACACGUAACAGUGUACCACAACAUAGGACCCUGGGAAUGUAGGGAUGAUCCCACCCCCUUUAUAUGCUAAUUGAGCUAUUGUUGGCAUGCGAACACGCCCCAAUCUGUCCCCUUGGACGAAACGUUUUGGCCCCAUGAGGAAAGCCAAAGCUUCCCCCUUUUUAUAGUUAACAAAACAUUGACAUUAUCGUCAUGAAUGGACUACUAUUCUGUCCUCCGUUGAUCUUUCUUGCUAUUCGAGGAAUGAGUGUCCCUAUCUAUCCAUCCAUCCAUUUGACCGACCCCUCUCUUCUCUAUUGCCAGCCAAGAAACGACGGCCCACCCCUCCCUCCUUCAUUCACUGUGACGGACUCAUCUGCCAUACAUCUGUUAGAAAAGGGAUUUAGCUCUGCUUAAGUUACUUUCACCCAUUCAGAGGGGGGGGGGGGGGUCGCCACAAAGCACUUCACUCCCAUGUUAAGCCGCGGACGGCCCAGCCCAAUGACAAAUGCUUGUUUUUCCUCUCGUGUUCUGGACAGCUGUGGCCGCUGCGUGUUAGGGACAAAUUUAGGAUUGAUUAGAUGUGCUUCACCCAGAGCUUGCUCACGGGCAGCGAGGCGGACCGAGGUUUUGAACUCGGGUCUCUCGACUGGGAGAAUGUAACGCGCACGCGCAGCGGUCGUCUUCAAGAGCCUACAGUCGUCCAUCCCCGGGAGGCCUCCUCCAGACGGCCAUUACACAUGCAUGAAGUUACCUUCUGCUUUUCAGCGUCAACGAAGACAUUCUUUUCUUUUUCAGGAGGAAACAUGAAACUGAGAUAUUUGCUUCACUUUUGCAAAAAAAAAAAAAAUGCAGCAAAAGCCAUUGUAGCUAUAGCUGGGCUUAAAGUAUUUGUGUUACUCACUUUGUUUUUAUGUACUGUAUUUGUUUUAUGUAUUAUACUUAAAAUUACCGAAUAAAAAAAGACGAACAAA
Messenger RNA from Anarrhichthys ocellatus (wolf-eel), 5573 nucleotides. RefSeq names its product gamma-aminobutyric acid receptor subunit alpha-5-like. Gene Ontology annotation, biological process: monoatomic ion transmembrane transport. Lineage: Eukaryota; Metazoa; Chordata; Actinopteri; Perciformes; Anarhichadidae. The record is from RefSeq and is a predicted model, not a curated record. The coding region runs from base 520 to 1920 and encodes 466 amino acids. The transcript is spliced from 10 exons. Gene Ontology annotation, cellular component: membrane. Gene Ontology annotation, molecular function: GABA-A receptor activity; extracellular ligand-gated monoatomic ion channel activity.